This is a messenger RNA of Saccostrea cuccullata (small rock oyster), 779 nucleotides long. RefSeq lists its product as uncharacterized. The record is from RefSeq and is a predicted model, not a curated record. The coding region runs from base 28 to 594 and encodes 188 amino acids. The transcript has 4 exons. NCBI's taxonomy places the organism in Eukaryota, Metazoa, Mollusca, Bivalvia, Ostreida, Ostreidae.
CCAUCCCUAGCUGAGGAUCGUGAAUUGAUGCUCCGGGCGACUUCCGGGAUUGGAGUAAGUGUCAGAGAUACAUGGCUGGGAACAGUCCCCCCUGCACCGGUACAGGACACAUGUAUCUCCAUGGCAACCGGAGUAUGCAGCACUCACUACCGCAAUUCUAGAAUCGAUGUUUGGAGUGCACUCUCAAUAUCAGAGGUGACAAUAGAACUAUACAAAAGUGGAUCUAGGGUGGCAUUUGUCACAUUCAACGGGACACAUUCGGAUCGUGAGAGUUGGAUGUCGCCCUCUCGGGUUCUGUCCAGCAUAUGGAAGUCUCUCACCCCAGACAGACAAUAUCUGAUAUUCUCAUUAGAGGGGGAAGCGCCAUGUUCGAGGGUUUUUUUUAUUCUGAAUAACUUGGGAGGGUGCCCUUCUGAUGCAGGGUGGUUUACAGUACUAGACCCCAGAAGCUCUGGAUGCUGCCCAGCCUCAUGGGAUGACCUCAUAAACAAACCUCGAUUCCUGUAUUCCACACUGGAUGACCUAGCCACAUUUCAGAGCUCAGACGUUGAUUUUGCUGAUGUUAUGGCAAUCUUCAUUAAAAAGAAUUCAUAAACCUAGAGUCUGGGACGUCAUCGCAAUGGAUAUCCAUCAAGAUUUUGAAUGAAAGAGAAGAUUGAACGGAAACAUGUACAGAUUCGUUAAACAUAUUUACCAAUGUAAAAGUAUACAUUUCCUGAUUUGCUUUGGUGGGUAUUGAUUAACUGUAAAAGACAGUAAGUGUUAUUGUUGGUGACCGG